Messenger RNA from Daldinia vernicosa, 2428 nucleotides. Its product is annotated as heterokaryon incompatibility protein-domain-containing protein. NCBI's taxonomy places the organism in Eukaryota, Fungi, Ascomycota, Sordariomycetes, Xylariales, Hypoxylaceae. The transcript has a single exon. The record is from RefSeq and is a predicted model, not a curated record. The coding region runs from base 248 to 2023 and encodes 591 amino acids.
UAGUUAUAUAAAUUGCAAAGUGACAAACAUGUGUCAUGUUUCCAGAUAGAAGCCGGGCGUAGGGACGAACUUAAAACGAUUAUCUUCCCGCGGUAAUGCGAAUCAAUAGACACAUACUAUAUUCAUAAGAGCCAUUCGUCAUUGAAAUCGGAAACGAAACUUUAGCAACACUCGUACCCACACUAACGCUGCCUUUAAUCAAAUAAGACCAGAGGAGAGUCUCUAUUUACUGAAAAGGACAUUCGGGAUGGCAGCAUCAAAGUCAACUAACCACCUUCCUAGCUUCUCCGAUGAAAUAAUACCCUGGGUCGAGGAAACUGGCUCCCAGUUCCACUAUGAUCCUCUACGAGAUGACGCCAUAAGGCUUCUAGAACUUGAACCGUCUCUUCCUCAGGAUCCAAUAAGAUGCAAGCUCUUACAUGUGAACAGCAACGAAAAUCACCAAUAUGAGAUUCUCUCUUGCGACUGGCAAAGCUCAACAGGGCCACAAGUACCUAUAUCUCUAAACGGGCAGACUUUCGAUGCCCCAUCCGAGGCUUAUUUAGCGCUACGUAGAGUCCGAUUGGAAGAUCGACCGAGAUUCCUUUGGCUGGAUGCUAUCUGCAUCAACCAGAAACUAAAGAGAAAGGAUCAAAAUACCCAGCCCUCUUAUCUAAAGGGCAUAUACGAGGGCGCAACAGGCCUCCUUGCGUGGAUUGGAAACGCCAAUAAUAACUCACACCUUGUGUUUGAGCAUCUCGACAGGUGUCGCGAACAUAGACAUAUAAAUUGGUGUCGAUAUCGGGGAGAAAUGGCGGUCGCCUUUCAUAACCUAUCUCAAAGGUCAUGGUUUUACAGGACACAAUCCGCUCAAGAGCUCGCGUUGACGAAUAAAGCUAUCAUCCUAUGUGGCCGUCAUCAGGGUGAAUGGCCGGACCUGAUGAAGUGUACCGACUUCUUGGGGACUGCGGACUACUAUCAUCCGUUAGAAGGACCAGAUGGCCGAACGCAUUUACGUCACCUUUGGGAACUUUCUCGCGGUAAUCUAGUGCCACUGAGGAACGUAUUCCUUUGGAACCGGCAUGGUCGGGUUCACGACCCUAGGGAUAAGAUAUUCAGCGCCCUAGUAUUGGAUACAGGUAUACAGUUUGAUAUUCCUAUCGACUAUACGCAAGACCUUGUCCAUCUUUUCCGGAACUUCACACAGAAGGUCAUCGAAGCAAGCCAAACCCUCGAGAUCCUUCACUGGUUAGGGUCGCAGAAGAAAUGCAUCGAUGGCCUUCCGUCAUGGGUUCCUGACUAUAGCAUAGUCAACCCCAUAGGUACUUUACCAAGGAUAUUUAGCGCAUCGGCGAUAUAUUCCAUUCAUUAUCCAAUCCUGGUGCUCCCCGGUUUUGAAUUUCGACACGAUGGCGCUCUAGCGAUCCGCGGACAUCUCAUCGAGAAAAUUGAGAAAACAGGAAGCGAGCUAGGAGUAAGCGUUGCUGUUGGUGGCGAGGAAUUUCGCUCGAUCUUGUCCGAAUGGGAAACUCUCGCUUUGAGCCUGAGUUAUAAGAGAUUUCCGCAGGCUAUCAUUGACGCCUUUGCUGAUACUCUCAUUGGAGACGAUCGUACUGAUUUGUUAAUUGAAAAAGACGAGACCCCGUAUAUCCGAGAGUCAAGACCGUCAACAUCGCCGUCAGCCGAUGAGUUUCAUGCGUGGUAUGGGCAAUACGGUGCAGGCGUGCUGGGAGAAGCCAAUUCGACGCGCACAGGAGACGGAGCUAGCAAUUGGCUUUUGAUGAAAUAUGCUCGCCGGAUGGAAAUGACUUCCUACGGACGCAAAUUCUUCAUUACUGAUGAAGGCUCGAUGGGUCUUGCACCGCCGCAUGCGAGAGAGGGUGAUGACUUGGUCUUUAUUCCUGGCGGAAAGUACCCGUUUGUAUUGAGAGCCAGGGGCGACGACACCUACGAACUUAUCGGGGACUGCUUUCUAUAUGACCUAGACGUGUUUUCACUGGUCCAAAAUGAGAACGUGGACACUCGGAAGUUGGUUCUCAUUUGAAGCGUUACGGAACGUUGACGAUUCCCCAGCUUUAACAGCCGCGACAUGGUGUUCAGGUUCCGCGACUGGGCGUGCUCUUGAGUUUUACGUCUUGGAAUUCUUCCCCGUUACAACCCAACAAAAUACAAUGGCCAAGGAAGCUAACUAAGGUACCCAGCCUAUAGCGAAGAAUAUAACCCUAUAACAUUAACCCAAUUUCCCAGUAAACCGCUCUCCUUAAACGCACUUUACUGUACUGUGCUCUCUAGAAAAUUGCGAGAUACGUUAACUCUUUGAUCUAAGUCAGCCUCGAUCUCCCUGGAUCUCUAGUUCGAGAAUUUAUAAAUGCGGUAGGAUCAUAUGCUAGUUCUGUAAAAAAGCGAAACGUAAAAAAUAUAUACCUGUUCACCGAGAAACAAUUAUAAC